Molecule: messenger RNA, 2988 nt
Organism: Paramisgurnus dabryanus
Lineage: Eukaryota; Metazoa; Chordata; Actinopteri; Cypriniformes; Cobitidae
Source: RefSeq, a predicted model, not a curated record
AUGCAAUGUGCAUCGGACCCGGAGUGGUGGUCCUCCAUUGCAGCACAGACGCUCUCCGGGGGUAGCCCCUUCCCACCGCAGAGGGACCUUCCACUCCGGGACUAUGCCUUGGCGGUGGAGAGCAGUAAGGGUUGUUACCCGGAGGUUCUUGCCAGCGCUUACCUGGUGGCCGGGAUGAACGACCCUCCGUCGAUUCGGGAGCGAGCGGAGCUUCUUCAUCUGCCGUAUUGGGACUUGGUUGACCGUCUCGACCGCCGACAGCAACCACCGAGAUCGGCCGAGACGGUCGUAUCCAUUGCUCCCUCAUCCAACCCGAGAGGCAUCUUGACCGGGGCUGUCAGACUGGGGAGGUCGACUCCCGUCCCUCCGGUGCUGGAGACCUUUUCUUCGCCGACCUCACCCACUCCUGCGCUUGAUCUCCGUCCCGCAUCCUCUGCAUCCAGACGGAGGAGGAGAAGGACGAAAGACGCUCCGGAUCACCCGCCGGUGCAGCCGGAGACUCGUCACCCGCCGGUGCAGCCGGAGACUCGUCACCCGCCGUUCAACUACCCAUCAGAAGGAAAGACAUACAAUGAAUUUACAGGAAUCUGGUACAAAGAUGCAUCUGUAAUCUACCACAAAGAGACUUCCAAAAUCAUUGACAAUUUUAAGGAUCGCACUACUCUACUUGGUGAUCUGCAUCACAAAAAUUGCACUUUGAAAAUCAACUCUCUACAGCACAGCGAUACUGGACCAUACAUGUUCCGCAUCGAGAUCAAAGAUUUAGACAAGUACUCAUACCAGGACAAUAAAGUUUCUAUUACAGUGAAAGAUUCACCUGAAAAACCCAUCAUAUCUGUGAAUGAGGAAGUGAUGUCACAGAAAGAAACGACCGCUACCUGUAUUGUGUCACAUUCCUGCCCGUCUGACCAGCCGCCCCAACUCACUUGGAGCCUCAACGGCACGCACACAAGUCAGUCGCUGUCACAAGACCACGGUCAAUGGAAAAUAAAAUCAUCUCUGACCUUCACACCCUCCAGAGAAGAUCAUAAUAAACCUCUCAGCUGCUCUGCAAACUACAGUGGUGGGAAAAAAGUGACCAGCAGCAAAACACUCAAAGUUAAAUAUCCUCCAUAUAAUGUAAAUGUGAAGAGUAACUUGCCGGUGAAGGAGAACACAUCUGUUGAACUGAUCUGCUCCUGUGACAGUAAUCCACCUGCUAGUUUCCAGUGGAUUAGUUCAAAUGGAUCUGUUUUGGCUAAUGGACCCACCUAUAAACUGAAUAAUGUGUCCCGAUAUACUGAAGCCAUAUCCUGCACCGCCAAUAACACAGAGGGACAAAACAGCUCCAGUCCUCAUAAGAUUAAUGUGUUAUAUCCUCCUGAGAUUAAAAACGGGUCUUUCUGCAAAUCAGAGACUACAGUCUGUGUUUGUAUUGUGGACUCCAACCCACCCAGUGAAGUCAAGUGGUUUGGUCCCUCGGGAGCUUUCCCCAGCUCCAGCAUUGAACAAAAAGGUUUUCGUACCAUCUUUACCCUUCAGGGGUGGGAGGGUUUCCCAGACACUAUCCAUUGCUCUGCCAGUAACAGCGAGGGAAACUCUGUCAUAACUCUCCAAGUCCCUAAUCAUCGUAUAAUCAUAUAUAUUGCAGUUGCCACAGUUGCUGUUUUAGUUACUUUGGUGGUCAUUUCAAUUUGUGUAGCCAAAAGACACUGUAGGCGCAGAGCUGAGGAACAGCAUUCGAUGGAUUUGAAAGCUGACAAUGAAAUGAAGACAACCCCAAAGUCUGGCUUAGAAAGCAAAAAAGAGAAAAGCAAUGGUAUUUACAGAAACAACCAAGAUGACUUUGUUGAUUAUGAGAACUGGGGGCGUGAUGACCUGCCAUGUGGCCAAGAUGAAGAUCAAGCAGUCUAUGCUAACAAGUAAAAAUAAAAAAAACACAUGAUUAACCUGUUUUGCAGUGACGGCCAGUGACUUCAUUUUUGAGGGCGAUCGAUGCGAAGUUCGUCACAACAUGUAUGUAGCCCGUCGUGUGUGGUUUUUUUCAAAAUAUGUGUUCUGCGCAUCGAGAGAUCUUGUAUGCAUCAUGUGUCUUGUCAAAAUAAGUACCUGCUGCAGAUGCGUCUAAAGGGUUUAUUAUAAAAGAAACUCUCGCGUUUGCCAGAUACUCACAUCAUUUCAUGCGUAAUCAGAGUUUACUGUUAAGGGAGUGUCUUGUGUGUAUUUUGUGAACAUGAGCGUCUCUUUUAUCAUAAACGGUUUUGACGCGUGUGCAGUAGGCACUUAAUUUUGACAAAACACGUGAUGCACAUGGUUCACAUUACACAAAAAUACAUAUUUUGAAAACUCAAGCACCACACAUGACACUCCGAACACUUAUUUUGAAUUAGCGCCCCUUGGAUGAGCAGUCAUGAGCCCCCACUGCUGUUUUUAAUAAUUAGAAAUGUAAAGUGCCACGCACCAUUUAUUUCCAUGGCCAUGCAAUUUCUCUGCAAUUAAUUUCUAAGUCAUGUUUGUUUUUUUCUUAAGGCGUAGCAUUAAGUUCCUUAAUUCAGUGUAGGUAGCAAAACGAUUUUGUUUUAAAAGCAAAAGUUUAAAUUCCUCUUCUUAUAACAGUUUUGAGCCUAACUACCUAACUACUGUUUUUUAGCAUUAUAUUUUAUUUUUAAAACCAAUAGACAUUUGCUGCUGUGAUAGGCUGAUUUGGCUCUUAAGUUUGUAUGGUCUCUGAUCAGGUGCAAAACAAUUCUUGUACAACUGUUUGAAGGCUUAACAUUAUAUGAGUUAGUGUGGUGUUACAGAAGGAGUUUUAACAGUGCAUAAUAUGCUAUUUGGUAUAUUCUCAUAUCAUGAAAUAAAAACAUGAAUCAUAAUCAGGUUUAGUAUAAUUUAUGAAAAUAAUGCAAACUUGAAUCCAGUCUUUAAAUGGCACAUACCAAAUACUAGAUAAAUAUUUUCAAUCAAAUUGCAAUAUUUUGUUGCUGUUAUGUUUAUGUAAUUGUGAACCAA